AUGACUUUAACGUCGCCUGCUCCAGAGCGCUCUCACUACUUAGAAAAACGUAAUAUUCUACUUACACACCGGGUCCCUACAUUCCCCCACUGUCCCAUACUGAAUAGCCUGAAGCCACAGAGCUCUUCUCCCACGCUGAAUAGCCUGAAGCCACAGAGCUCUUCUCCCACGCUGAAUAGCCUGAAGCCACAGAGCUCUUCUCCCACGCUGAAUAGCCUGAAGCCACAGAGCUCUUCUCCCACGCUGAAUAGCCUGAAGCCACAGAGCUCUUCUCCCACGCUGAAUAGCCUGAAGCCACAGAGCUCUUCUCCCACGCUGAAUAGCCUGAAGCCACAGAGCUCUUCUCCCACGCUGAAUAGCCUGAAGCCACAGAGCUCUUCUCCCACGCUGAAUAGCCUGAAGCCACACUCUACUCCCAUGCUGAAUAGCCUGAAGCCACAGAGCUCUUCUCCCACGCUGAAUAGCCUGAAGCCACAGAGCUCUUCUCCCACGCUGAAUAGCCUGAAGCCACAGAGCUCUUCUCCCACGCUGAAUAGCCUGAAGCCACAGAGCUCUUCUCCCACGCUGAAUAGCCUGAAGCCACAGAGCUCUUCUCCCACGCUGAAUAGCCUGAAGCCACAGAGCUCUUCUCCCACGCUGAAUAGCCUGAAGCCACAGAGCUCUUCUCCCACGCUGAAUAGCCUGAAGCCACGGUGCUCUUCUCCCACGCUGAAUAGCCUGAAGCCACAGAGCUCUUCUCCCACGCUGAAUAGCCUGAAGCCAUGGGGCUCUUCUCCCACGCUGAAUAGCCUGAAGCCACAGAGCUAUUCUCCCAUGCUGAAUAACCUGAAGCCACAGAGCUCUUCUCCCACGCUCUAUUUCCCUACCUGGGAGCGGUGUGAUCCAUAG
Molecule: messenger RNA, 888 nt
Organism: Oncorhynchus mykiss (rainbow trout)
Lineage: Eukaryota; Metazoa; Chordata; Actinopteri; Salmoniformes; Salmonidae
Source: RefSeq, a predicted model, not a curated record